This is a messenger RNA of Alosa sapidissima (American shad), 3659 nucleotides long. It is a transcript of the gene kcnk1b, whose product is annotated as potassium channel, subfamily K, member 1b. NCBI's taxonomy places the organism in Eukaryota, Metazoa, Chordata, Actinopteri, Clupeiformes, Clupeidae. Gene Ontology annotation, cellular component: membrane. The coding region runs from base 303 to 1322 and encodes 339 amino acids. Gene Ontology annotation, biological process: stabilization of membrane potential; potassium ion transmembrane transport. The transcript is spliced from 3 exons. The record is from RefSeq and is a predicted model, not a curated record. Gene Ontology annotation, molecular function: potassium ion leak channel activity.
AGCCUACACUCCGCGGUUACCUGGUGGGCAACAGAAGGAACAGACGUCACAUAGUCCAGCCUCGCUGCAUCUCCUCCGCCACAUCAUCUGGCUCGCUGCAUGACCGUGAAGCGAAAGCGCAAAAGGCUGGGGGUAGGCUACAGAGAAAAGAAACUAAAUUCACAGACGCGCGGACAUCAAUGCUUCGCGGCUUUAGCCAGAUAUUUACAGUGAAUAGCCUACGAAUAUAUUGGAACGACAGAGUCUAGGCAUACGAUCUAAAGGGAAAAUCGACAUUUUAAUUCGUGUUGGAAACCUUGAAAAUGCUCCAGUCUCUCGCAAGCAAUUCGUGUGUGCGACUAAUUCAAAGCAAUAAAUCGGCAUGGUAUUUCUUAUUUUUAGUUUUGGGGUACGUUCUAUAUCUAAUUUUCGGUGCCGUUGUGUUUUCAUCGGUGGAGUUGCCAUAUGAGGACCUACGGCGUCAGGAGCUUAGGACCGCCAAAAGGCUAUUUCUUCAGGAAAAUGAAUGUCUGUCUGAAGAGCGGUUGGAAGAGUUUCUGGCCAAAGCACUCGAGGCCAGUAACUACGGAGUGUCUAUCCUCAACAACGCAUCAUCUAACUGGAACUGGGACUUCACCUCCGCUUUGUUUUUUGCGAGCACUGUCCUGACAACGACAGGUUAUGGCCACACUGCUCCCCUCUCAGGUGGAGGCAAGGCCUUCUGUAUCAUCUACUCUGUCAUUGGCAUCCCGUUCACUCUCCUCUUCCUCACGGCCGUGGUGCAAAGGAUCAUGGUCUUCAGCACGCGUCGGCCCAUCACGUAUGUGCACACCCACUGGGGCCUGUCCAAGCCCCUGGUGGCCAUCGUCCAUGCCAUCCUGCUGGCCAUGGUGGCCGUGGCCUGCUUCUUUCUCAUCCCGGCGGCCAUUUUCUCCGCACUGGAGGAGGACUGGAAUUUCUUGGAGUCCUUCUACUUCUGCUUCAUCUCGCUUAGCACCAUAGGCCUGGGAGACUAUGUGCCCGGGGAGGCCUUCAACCAGAGGUUCCGUGAAUUCUAUAAAGUGGGAAUAACUGUCUACCUGCUGCUGGGCCUGAUCGCCAUGUUGGUGGUUCUGGAGACGUUCUGUGAGCUGCAGCAGCUCAAGCAGCUGCGCAAGAUGUUCUACCUGAAGAAGGAGAAGCCGCAGGACCGACUCAGCAUCCUGGAACACGACCACCUGUCCUUCACCACCGUGGCCGACCACACCACCAACAACGCCAGGCUGCGGGAGGACAAGACCGAGCCCUACGUGGACGUGCCUGACCUUGUCUCGCCAGGCGGCGAUGAGCCCAUGCUCAGAUAAAGAGAGAGCGAGGGAAUCUGUGGGGGGUCAAAGUUCAGGUGUGAUAACAGAAUCACUUGAAAACGGACAAAAAACAAAUCACUUGAAAAAAGAAGUGAUACUUCAGUCAAAAAGCAUCAUAGCACAAUAGCAUCAUAGCGCCAUGUGUGAAUAUCUGAGAAUAUCAUAGUGCUGCUGCUGACAAAUGCUGGAGAACAUUCCGCCAGCGUUAGUUCUUAUAUUCCCAAUGUUCUGAUAAGCACUGCUACAUACUGUAGAACAUCAGUGGGCUGUGCGUCUCUGCGUAACAGCCAGGAACUCUGACUUAUGUGAUAGUUCUCCAACUCGUGUAGUAUAAUGUAGUGUAGGCAAAAAGAGAAGUUUAUGCUACCGUUGAUUCAGUCAUCAUCAUUGCCGUCAAUCUCUGUGCUAUAGUGGUGCCUGUUGGUCGAGGAGCCAUUCAUUGUGUUAUGAAUAUAGCAUUACGCAAACCAUCUGUGAGGGGUUAUUCAUAGAAAUGCUUCUGACUGUUAGUAUUGGUAUGGGGACUUAGCAGAGUUAGCAGAGUUGAGUCAUAAAUGAGAAGUACUGUGGGCAAGUUUGACUGAUUGCAUCAGUCUCAUAUGUUUACUUACCACUUCCUCUAUCAAUACAAGACCAUGCAGUUCCCAUGUACUUGCAUGUUCAACAUUACUGAAAUCAUGAAAUAUUUGAAAAGUGAGUGGUAUCAUUUCAGAGAAACCAGGCUAUUGUUCUUGCUGCCCUGUAGUAAAGUUCUUCUGACAGUUUUAGUGUGAAAUCUCUAAAGUGCAUCAAGGCAGUCAUUAGUUGUGAUCCUAUGAUAAAUUAGAAUUAUCAAUAAAUCAACGCCCAUGUACAAGACAUUUUUAACAUUUGAAAAUCAUGGGCGAUGAUUUUCAGAUGUAAUUAUGUAUUAGUGAUACUAUUGUUGAUCAUCAACAGUAUCAUAAGACGAGUUUAGCUUCAGGAUUUUAAAAGUAUUUUAAUAGGUUAUUAGCCAUUUGUAUGAAUAACCCCAAGUAUAUACUUGACAUUCUGCUUCAGGGAAGUUUAGAAAGGGACAUUGAGUGUGUACCUGAUCAUUCCAAACAGGAAGCAGCUAGAUAGUUUUACCAUUCUGUAAUAUUCUUGCAUUAUUAUUAUUAUUUUUUUUCAUGUUUUGUAAAAGUGUUUAUCAGGAUCUCAUCCACUGUGUUUAAAGGCAUCUAGCAACGACAGAUGUGAGUUGGAAGAGGGCUGGUCCCAGAAGGCUUCGAUGAAACGAUUACCAUCAGGUUUUAGGUACCCUCCAUCUGACUUGGUAGGCUUCAAUCCAUUUUCAGGGAUCUUGUUUGGUUGUCUAACAUAUUGUGAAAAAGGAAUACUCUUAAAUUAUAAUGAGUUUUGAAUGGUUAUACUGUAUUUCUACUUGAACUGAAAAUAGAAACAGGAAGGAACAAAGGGAAGUUCAAUUCAGUAGGAUAUAAUUGAGGGAACUAAUAAAGAAAAACAUUCAGCUUAAAGUGGAAGUUCAGUUUUUUUUUAACCUACGGUCUAUUUGAACUGGUAGUUUUGAGUAAGACUGCAUAAUGCAGUUACAUUUACAAUAUUAUUUAAGCACGACCCUACAUUUAACAUGUAAUUGGCUUGAAAUCAUGGUUGAAAUAUGUGCAAAUAUGAGUGUAUAUUUUUCAGAAAGGGGAAUGUUUAAAAAUGUGUAUUUGUACAAUGAAGACUUGACAAGGUACCAUUUUUUUGGAUCACUUGAAUUCUCAAAGAACAUUUAGGGCUAAACAACAUGGAUUUAAAAUGCUGUCUUUGUUCGUGCAGAACACUCUUUGGUUAAGCAUAUCUGAGGUGCACUGUUCUUUUUGCAAUGCGCUUCAGAAAGAAAGGACUGGAAUGUUGGAUGAAGGCUAAUUGUAUAUUUAUGUCUGAAAGCCACAUUCAGUCCUGUCAUCAUGAGGAAUAGAGUUUGUAUUGUGACAUACUGUAUUUAUUGUUUAUAAAAAUGUAAAAUCUUUACCUUCUCCGUCUUUUGUGUUCAGCUGAGAAAGAAAAGCUCUGACAAGCAAAGAAUAGGUUUUGUUUGAGCAAAGCUAGUUACAUUUAACCCUCUGUUUGCUGCAUUAGCGUCUUGUGAACUCAUUGACCUGAUCUGUAUCCGCAUCAGUACAAAAGUACUUAACUGCCCAUGAAAUCAUUUGUGUACCUACCUGAACCAAUUUACAUGUAGAUUAGGACACUCAUUUAUUACCGCCGAUGCAGUACAGGCAUCAGCGGUGGACAGGCAAAUACAGCGGUUUGUGUGCUUUUGCCAUUGUUUGCUCUAAAAAUAAAUACGGAUCUCUCACCAUC